UUAACAAAAAUCCGAAGCAAGCUAAAUCGUUUGCCAUCAGAUAUGCUAUAGCUUAUAUCUAUAAUUUUUAGGUUCUGGCCUUCGUCUUACAAAAUUUUCAUUCAAUGGGCACUUGAGAGUAGCGAUCAAUGAACCAUGAAAGAUUCAAUCUGCAGAAGAAGAUGAUUGCUUUGACCUUUCACGGAACAUUUACACACUAACAAAGUUCUUUUCAUGAAUAUAAGCACAUGAGAUGAAGUUAAAAUGGCAGAACCAAUAUCUAUGUGUGAAGGAGCUCUUAUAUUGAACCAGGCACAAUUUAUACAAUUUGAGCGAGGUGCAGUGACAAUUGCUGGUAGAGAGUAGUAGCUUAGAUCUUAUGAAUUAUUGCUGGACUUGUGGUACAGUCAGGGAAUACCAUACCUCGAAGUCACACGACCAGGACAAUAUCUGCAAGGGACUGAAGAUUAAAUGUAAUUAACAAUCGGGAAGUAACUUAUCUUCCUUUUUUUCUUUGAGUGCUAGCUGUGCUGAAUCAUGGCAUGGAAAUUAGAAAUAAGACAUUUUAGGAAAUAGGACAUGCAUAAAUAUAAUUCGUUCAUACAUUGUGCUCAGUUUAUUUGCUUUGACUCAAUAUUGAAGUUUUUCUUUUAAAAAAGAAUAAUGCUUACUCUGACUUUUGUAUUUGUAUUUUCUUGGUUUUGUAGCGAAGCAAAUCUAAGGUUAUACAAUCAAUCUGAGCAUGGCAUAUGGUCAGGCUGCAAUGCUUCUUUCCCUUGGUGUCAAGGUCAAAAGAGGAGUGCUGCCAGAUUCAAUCACAAAACUGCACCUGCCUAAGGUCCACAAAUCUGGUGGAGCUGCCAUUGAUAUGUGGAUUAAGGCAAAAGAAUUAGAUACAAACACAGAUUACUACCUUGAUCUUUUGUCUAAAGGAGUUGGUAAACCGAAGGAAGAGUUAGCAGAGUUUCUAUUGGUAGCUUUCUGCUGACUAUUUCUGCUUGUGGAUUAGGAUCUGACCGCCCAGCUGGCCAAAGCUCAGGAGAUGCGGCAAUGGGGUAAGCGUGCAGCAGCUGGAGCUGGGCGAUGGACAGCUCCAGCUGCACCCAUAUAGAUUAGAAUGCUACAUGAAAACGUAUGGCCAUCUUGAUGACGAUGUGGUUCUCCUAUACAAAGAAGUCUUCCUCUUGUAUGCUUGCAAAGAACUGCAUGAAGCUCAGGAUAGAUGCUGGUUAAUGAAAUGUUGUAAACCGUAGCCUACUAGCUUCAGUUGUGCUCUGUAUCAUGUAUGUGUAAUUUUUGCCACCCUCGGGCCGCAGCUGUAUUCUCUGAGAUUUCACCAGUUGAAAUGAUAGCA
This is a messenger RNA of Phragmites australis (common reed), 1333 nucleotides long. Its product is annotated as ATP-dependent Clp protease proteolytic subunit-related protein 1, chloroplastic-like. Lineage: Eukaryota; Viridiplantae; Streptophyta; Magnoliopsida; Poales; Poaceae. Gene Ontology annotation, molecular function: serine-type endopeptidase activity; ATP-dependent peptidase activity; ATPase binding. The record is from RefSeq and is a predicted model, not a curated record. Gene Ontology annotation, biological process: protein quality control for misfolded or incompletely synthesized proteins. The transcript has 3 exons. Gene Ontology annotation, cellular component: endopeptidase Clp complex. Bases 722 to 967 code for a protein of 81 amino acids.